CCGUACCGUGACCAUGUGCGUGCAUGUAUCUGUGUGACUGUUUCGUUGGUCUUUAUUCUAUGUUUGUCCCGCUGAAUACCAGUAAAUGGGGCUAGCUUGGGUUUUUGGCACCAUCAGACACGUUGGUGGCAGCAAGAGCGGCACGACCGUUUAGCGAGCGGAUCAACGCAAUCUGCUAGUGAGCCUGGUGCUGUGCUUGAACGCGUUGGCGCGCAGGCAUCGUCGAUUCACGAAAGAGCAAACUCCAGUGCGUUUCGGCCAGGAAGACCAGGAUGGUGCCGGUCAACGUUACGGUGCCGGUCAGGCGUUACAAGUUGAGGGAUGGCCGCCGCUUCCAUGCAACGAAUACGACAGAUGCCUGUCCCUACGAGAGAGACUCAACUACGAAGCGAUUGCGGAAAGGAUGUAACGUUCCUAUCGGCAGCAGGUACCAGGCUCUGGUACCGCGUACUGUGUCCGCAAAGCUACCGCUCGCUGACUCUGCCCCCGACAAGGCAGUUCUGGUAUGGGCGCCCAGCGGUUGCGUUCCGGAGAGUGCGCUAGACGUGUACACGAACUUGGCAACCGAAAGCUAUGGCUAUAACGAAGAGCAAGCCCUGGGACUGCUUCAGUGGCAUGGCCACGACCUGCCUAAAGCAAUCGCCGAGCUCGGAAACUUUAUGCCUGUUGUGGACGAGUGGACGGCGGAGGACGAACUGCGGUUCGAGAACGCUUUGAAGAUACACAGCAAGAACUUUCGAAUGAUACAGGGCGCGUUUCCGAAAAAGACCAUUUCCAGCCUGGUGCAGCACUACUACCUUUGGAAGCAAACUCGUACGCACACCAGCCUGCUGCAGCAUCGGUUACUGCAUCCGACCGCAGCAGCACGUGGUAGAUGUUUCUCCCAAGACGGAAAAGCGCAGGGUGGUAGUACUCGCAUCAGAAUCGGCCGACGCUCCUCGAAGCUUGUUGACGACUCUGAGAAGGAGGGAAGGGAUCAGGUUGAUCCAGAGAAAGCAGACACAACCACGAAAGUGGAACGGUACCACCAGCCACGGUAUUCUUUCUUAAAACAUGGAGAAAUUAAGCAAUUAACUUUGGGAUUGAAUUGCAAUGUUGACACCAUCCUGCGCGCGAUGGACCGUGAAAUUGUAAACCUGCGAAAAGUAGUACAAAAGAACAAGCAAGACCUAAACCGAAUGAAGCAUCUGUACUCCAGAAGCAUCGAUAGGAUUCUUCAUUCUCGUGACAACGACCUUCUGUGAGCUUGUGGCAGAUCACAGGCUAAAUGCCACCAGUGUGUCUGACUCGGGCAAGAAAAAGAAAAACACUGGAACUGAUGCGCGACAUAACAUAUCAUUUGUGCAGAGUGGCAACAGAAAAUAUGUGCAAUGUUUUGACUAGUCAUUGACUAUUUACCAUUAUGAAAGUUGGGAAUUGUUAAAAUAUUUUUAUAGUGUCACAACUGUUAUGCGCAGCCCAUGAGCAGUAAGAUGUCUGCAGCUUGGCCAACAUGUUUUCAAUUUUUAUCAUUUUGUGCCUACUCACUACCUCAUCUAGUCAGUGCAUCAUCCGUUUUCCUGCACAUUAUUGUUUCACCGAUUUCACAUUGUUCACAAAGACACUUGCAUAUCUUAUGUAAAUGUUUGCUUUUAUGCUCCUAAAGUAGUGAUAUCAUCCUGCACCAUCGUCAGUCUGUGAUUAAACUGCCACAUAGUUACACUGCCAUUAACAUACUCUUAUGCAGCCACACUGUUCGAUUGUGUUGUUUCGGUGCAAGUCUACAGACUGCAUUAUGAGCAUGUGCAUACAUAUAUCGGUAAAAGCUAGGUGAAACCCUCUAGAAUCUGCAACUGAUAGUGAUUGAGCGAUGUACCUCACUACUUUUGUUUCAGAGGACGUGCUCAUCUGGUUCUUCUUUGUCCCUUCCUAACUUCCUCCAACUUGGUAGGCGGCAUGGAAGGAGGUUUGCCAAGCGUUGCGGGUGACUUUGUUGAAGACUACUUGGAACACACAUGGCGAAGACGGGCCCAGCGCUACAGGCGACGGCUGAGAGAGUUUUUUAUGCCAUCUGGGCUGCACGGCACAUUUCGAAACUUGGACUCAUUGGCUGGGGCAAGUUCUCCCACCUCUGAGGACUUAGAAGAGGAAGACAGGCGCAGUUGCUGUCGGAAGUGUCUGGACUUUGUUGUGACGCUGCGGCUUGAAGCAUUCUUUUUUCUCUUCACCCUAGCCUACACUAUGCAGUAUGCCACAACAGCCAAUCUGCUUGAGCUGAAGGCAUGCUACCAGGUGCUUAAUGAGAGCAAGGAAAUCUGUGGAAAUUUGACGGAGAAUUCAAAGGAGCUUGUAAAGGUUCGAAAUGUUGCUACUUUGUACAUUAUAUAUCAGUCUCUCGUUGGGUUUUUGCCUGGAGCGUUGAUCACUCUUGUCGUUGCAAGUUGGUGUGACGAGUCUGGUAGGUUCAAGAUUCCAUUGUAUGUUUCUCUCGUUGGCAGCAUGCUCAAGAUUUCUGGAGAGCUGGUGACUGCGGUGUAUGAAGACGCGUCUAUCUACUUCAACCUGAUCUCUGCAAUCCCUGAGGGCCUGUCUGGUGGCCUUCCAGCUAUUCUCAUGUCGUCUUACACAAUUACAGCAUUGUCAUCUUCGAGGAAACAGAGAACCAUGAGGUUCUUCACCUUACAGAUUGCCUUUGUCAUUGCACUGCCAGUUGGUCAGCUAAUCACUGCCCUCGCAUUUGUAAACUCUGGUAGGUUUGUCCCUUUGAUGGGCUCCUCACUAGGCAUUCUUGCCCUGUCAUUCCUGUGUGCAGUAUUCCUAGUCAGGGAUACGGCUCCCUGCAUUGCAGAAGAUCCAGGAAACGUUCAAGCUCCUGGAGAGUCUUCGUCUGGAGUGCCUUCCUCCAGCGCAAGACCUUAUAAGCUAGUCAAGCAUCUCUUCAGCACACGACAUCUCGUGGGCAGCAUCCGCACUGUCCUCGGCCGUCAUUACGACGUAGACCGGUUUAGGAUUCCACUGCUUGUUCUCUCUGUGUUCCUUCUUGUACUGAACAGCCAGACAUCUUUCAUGGGUUACUUCUACGCAAAGAAGCAGUUCAACUGGACCUUCUCCCAGUACCUGGUGAUUACUUCUGCAUUUUCACUAGCUAGUGUGCUUGUUUUGAUUCCACUUUUAGUAAUCUUCCUGCGUUGGCUUCCAAACCAAGAGUAUGGUCUUGCCGUAGUUGGCAUCAUGGGGGUUGGUGCCAAGAACAUCUUCCAUGCGUCUUCUGGAGCUGCGGGCAGCCCUCUUUACUUUCUAGGCUAUGGCUUUGGAAUGCUGAGCAAUAUUGCACCAGCUUGCAUACGCUCACACAUUUCGAGACUUCUUCCAGAUGCUGAAUACGGAAGACUGUUUUCUGUAAUGGCAACCUGUGAAGCCCUUGCUCCUCUCUUGGGGCGCGUGAUGUUUGAGCGACUGUUCGGUUUGUCCAAAGGUUUCUUUGCGGGGCUUUCGUUUAUAGUUGGCCUCCUAUUUUUGGUCCUGCCUCUAGCUGUAGUAGUUUAUUUCUGGCGUAAGCGUCAGAAUGAGUAUGCUGUAAUGGCAGAGGACCCAGCAGCUGAAAAUGCAAAUCCUAGAGCUUAGUUCUGUUUUGUGGACUUUUAUUAAUGCCUGUUUAGAUUGUGUGGUAGUCAACUUGCACAAAGUAGUUCAUGUUACUUUUACUGUUGAUCUUCACAAAUUCUGCAGCACAUCUGGCUGCUUUCUUGUCUACGUCUUGCUUAUUGGGGGAUUUCAAUGUCAGCAUUUACUUGUGUGUGUUGGGAAUGUGCAAGUAUCCUGAGAGUGCCUUUAUAUAAGGAAGCGUGUUGCACCUGUUCUGUUAAUAAAGCUUUAACAGUGUAAACCUAAUGACACAAUUGUUGUCCUGUUUGUGAUGCCCAAUAUGUGCCUUAAUAAAAAAUUGAGAAGUUCAUCUCCUUUAGAGUAGAGGUUACUCGCGGGUCAUGCGAGGUUAACUUUUUCCUGGGCUUGUUAAUGUUCUCUUAAUGAUUGUGCCAAUCACAAGCGUUGGUUUGCAAAAGGAUUGCAACUACUAGUUCCUAAAUAGCAUAGGAUGUAAGUGUGUCAACAAGUUCAUAUUGGAAAAAAAUAAGGAAGGAAAGCUAUGAAAGAGGCACAUGGGAGAAAUGAUUACUCAUUUUCAAAGAUUGUAAUCUUUUUCUUUUUUUUCGCUCAACUUAGUUGGUGCAUAAAUCUUGUUUUUUGGCAACACAAGGACUCCACUAGCAUACCUUUGCAUGAUCGAGCCAACAAGUUUACCAAUGUAUGAAGUCUUUAUUGUAGGUGCAGUCAACACAUAGCCAUCCAAAUGCUGAAAAAUAAGGAAGAUAAGCUGAAAUGUUUACUGUGUCAGUCCGCCAAAGAGUGACCAAAGAUUGUUCAUGCAUGAUUAGUAAAAGCUGCAAUAUUAUCAACUCUUGUGUGAUUGCAUAAUUCAUUCUACUAUCCUUCAGAAUGAUGUUUGUCUCCUGUACAUGUGUGUGGUCUACCGACCGUCUCUUUUGCUCAGUUAGGUUUUUCAUGGUAAGCACUGGGUUAGCAAUGCACAUUUAUUCACAAUUAGAAUUGAAUAUGAUAUGCAGAGGUGGGCAACGGUCGGAUAUGAAAUAAUGUUUGGGCAGUAGCCCAGUCUUGCUUCCUUUUCUUUUUUCUCUUGUCCUCUGUGUUCUUAACAGUGCAUAUUUUUAACGUGGUUUGCAGCUAGUUGAACCUCGCCAUAGUUUUAUGCAAGAAAUCAUUGUGCGUCUCAUUGUAUUUAUUGACAUUCCAUAAGUUUUAAUCCUGUGACAUGACCACGGAGUAAAAAAGUUUUCAGGAGGCGAAGCAGUGCUCGCUCUGGCAUUCCGAUAAAGUUAUGUCGGAGGGCACGUCGCCGACACAUUCCCUGUCGUUCAAAGCCAUCCAGGACCAUCACCGCUAGCCGCUUCUAUGCGCGAAUGGAUGCACUCGUUUCUGAUGCCUGCGCUUACUUCCCCAUAUUUCAAAGCAGUGACACAAACAACAGCCCGCGAAGUCGUGGCAAACGUGGGUACUGGCAAGAUGCCUCAAUCUCAUCUUGACCCACCGGCGCGCGCUGUCACAUCCGGACAGAUUCCCCCUUCUGAAAUGCUUCUUUAUCCGUGGGCAUGACAUUAUCAACACUUUAUUGUACCUUUCCACUUAGAUACCACUGAUAUACUCUAAGUUGUGUGAUGCUUCAUUUCGGUAGCUCUACUGGUUGCGUGUGAGCAUAGUGCAAUUUGUAGUGCCAGUAAUAAGAAAGUUUGCUGUCGGCUUAAAUCUGAGUGGAGAAGGUACCUUAGUCACAAAAAAAGGUUGUGUUUGGUUGUGGCAGCCUCGUAUUGCCUUUUCUUUUUUGUGUCGGUAACAUUAGUGUGCUAUGGGCAACUCAACUGUCCCAGUUUGCAGAACUUGCUUUUAUAACAAUGUGUGGCUGUAUUUGGUUGUGGCACAAUUAUGCCAUUUCACUAUUUAGACAUAGAACUUCGGAUAUUUUCUUUCACGUUUUUAAAACACAGUAGUGUCCACUGUUGUGAUCUAAUGUUAAGGAUGCCCGUUACUGUUAUGAUCCUGUUUUUGCUGUGUUGCUGUAUUGAUGAAAUGUUAUGGUGCUGUAAAACCAUUUUGUGCUUUUGCAAAGUCGCAUUGAGCACUUUCGUUUAUUUUGUUUGUUUUGUGCAGUCUCUGAUGAAAAAUAAAGAAGAAAAGGUUGUUCGUUUCUUU
Messenger RNA from Dermacentor silvarum, 5745 nucleotides. RefSeq names its product proton-coupled folate transporter. Gene Ontology annotation, cellular component: membrane. Bases 1936 to 3603 code for a protein of 555 amino acids. The record is from RefSeq and is a predicted model, not a curated record. Gene Ontology annotation, biological process: transmembrane transport. Gene Ontology annotation, molecular function: transmembrane transporter activity. The transcript is spliced from 2 exons. Lineage: Eukaryota; Metazoa; Arthropoda; Arachnida; Ixodida; Ixodidae.